AUGCACUCAUAUAUCCGACCUUUCCAGCAUGUUGCUUUGCGACUGCCGUCCGAUGCGACAAAAAUCGUUAAAGUUGAACCUAAUACGUUAAUCUUUUUGGGGAAAUAUGGGAGUUUUCCUGCCAACCAAAUCAUCGGACGGCCGUUUUACCUGACCUUCGAGAUCCUGUCCACCCCGGGAGAAAGCAAUGGCAGCAGUUUGCGCAUCAUCCCGGCCGCCGAACUACACGCAGAAUCCUUAAUAACAGAAGGAGAGGGGGAUGGCGAGGGUGAUGAAGCGGAAAUGAACACCGACAACCCCCCUAUGCGCACCAAUCGUGAAACCGUGGACGAUGGGUCGGCACAAAGAAUGACACUGGAAGAAAUAGAGGCGUUGAAAAAAGAGUCCUCCGGAUCAGGCAGAGAGAUCAUUGCGAAGCUCCUGGAAUCGCAUUCUGCUUUAGAUCAGAAAACCGCAUUCUCGCUUGCCAAAUAUACGUUACGCAAAAGAAAGAAGUACAUGAAACGAUUCACGGCCCUUCCCCUAGACGUCAGCCUUCUUACGAAUUAUAUGCUACAUGAAAAGGAUGCGUCAAAAUCCUUGGAGCUCCGCGACGAAUUGUUAGGCCUUCUGGGGUGCUGGGGAAAUGUACACCACGGCGGAGACGCUUCCCUAGAUAAGGCUAUCGCUUCAAAGCCAAAUGGGCGCUACCUCGUCAUUGAUGACACUGGUGGCUUGGUUGUUGCCGCAAUGGCUGAGAGGAUGGGUAUUCUCUAUCCUCAUGAUGGGGAGGAUGAAGGGGAGCAAACGUCGGCCAACGAGCCGACUUCCCACAAGCCGGAAGAAGUAGAUGGGCUUCAAAAUGGCGAAGGGAACAAAUCUAAGGAUAUUUCUGCGCAACGUCUAGCUCGCCGAGGCCAUAUGUCUGCACGAGGAAACUCCAUUACUCUUAUCCAUUCAAACAUGCAGGCCAAUCUCUCCCUUUUGAAAUAUUUUGGAUAUGACCAGGAUAAUGCCAGUCCAUCCCAUCCUCUCUAUGCGCAUCUGAAAACCGUCUCUUGGAUGCAAUUACUUGAUCCUAAUGCAGAUAUUAUUUAUUCCCAAGAACCCCCGGUUAUUGCAGACGCAGAGUUGGCCACCCUCAAACCCAACAAGCGGAAUGCAUACCAUCGGAAGCGAAGUAGAUGGAUGCGAGUUCGGAGGGUUGUUGAUGAAACCCGAGCCGGUGGUUUUGACGGACUCAUUAUCGCAAGCCUGUCAGAUCCUGAUAGUUUGUUAAAACAUGCCGUUCCUCUGUUGGCUGGGUCUGCCCCGGUCGCAGUCUACUCCCCAACAAUUGAACCCUUAACCGAGCUUAUGGAUUUGUACUCCACCGCAAGGAAAACUGCAUUCCUCAAUAAAAAGCAAGAGCUGAAAGAGAGGAGACAGCAACGUUCCAGCAGUGCAGAUUUUCAAAAUACCGACUUCCCAGAACUCUCCGAAGAAUUCUACAUUGAUCCUACACUUCUACUCGCACCGACUAUUGAGACAUCCCGAGUACGUCCGUGGCAGGUCCUUCCAGGUCGCACGCAUCCGCUAAUGUCCGGACGUGGCGGUGCUGAGGGCUAUAUAUUCCAUGCCAUCCGGGUAAUUCCCACUCAAGAGUCCAUCCAGGCUGCUGGUGCCGCUAGUCGGAAAAAGAGAAAGACUACAGUGAAGGACACGCCUACAACCACGGCGGACAGUGGCAGUGCUACUAAGGUUCUACCCCCGCUGCAUACAUCACCGCUACUCAAAUCUGCUAUCAUUGCCAUCGGCGCUUUGGAUGCCGCGCGCCAUGCCUCAGCUAGCAUUUACAGGGACCAAGAGACCCCUCAUUUUAUUGCGUUGAGCUCCUACUCCAGCUCUCUCCGCGCAUUGCAAACGGCAUUAACAGACGGUGAUGUUACUCAUAGAGAAGGCGUGCUCUGGGGUAUCUUCUUCCUAGGCCUGUUCGAGCUUAUGGUCGAUCCAUCUGGUGAAGGCUGGGCAAAGCAUAUGUUAUCCGGGUCUUCCAGGCUUCUCCAGCUUGAGGGACGGCGGAAAUUGUUCACUCUGCGGCGGAUAUUCUUUGAGCUCUUUCCUAUACCCGAGGCCAGUAGAACACUUUCGUAUGGUGUGACUACAACCCUGUCCCAACCUGACUGGCUGAUCUUGCGACGGUAUACAUCCUUCGCAACAACGGGCUGGGAUGGCUUGGAAAUCAUGCCCAAUCCGGACCUCUGCAUUUAG
This is a messenger RNA of Aspergillus tanneri, 2229 nucleotides long. RefSeq names its product tRNA 1-methyladenosine methyltransferase subunit GCD10 (gene trm6). Gene Ontology annotation, cellular component: tRNA (m1A) methyltransferase complex; nucleus. The transcript has 4 exons. Gene Ontology annotation, biological process: tRNA methylation. NCBI's taxonomy places the organism in Eukaryota, Fungi, Ascomycota, Eurotiomycetes, Eurotiales, Aspergillaceae. The coding region runs from base 1 to 2229 and encodes 742 amino acids. The record is from RefSeq and is a predicted model, not a curated record.